Molecule: messenger RNA, 6072 nt
Organism: Paramisgurnus dabryanus
Lineage: Eukaryota; Metazoa; Chordata; Actinopteri; Cypriniformes; Cobitidae
Gene: dpp6b
Product: dipeptidyl-peptidase 6b
Biological process (GO): proteolysis; regulation of potassium ion transmembrane transport
Cellular component (GO): voltage-gated potassium channel complex; plasma membrane
Molecular function (GO): potassium channel regulator activity; serine-type peptidase activity
Source: RefSeq, a predicted model, not a curated record
UCCACACACGCGUGCGCGCACACACACUGCUCUGCGUAAAGCUCAUACUCACGCGUCUUUACAUCGCUCGCCUCAUUUAAAAAAUGCAGUGCAAACUAUGAAGUCCAUUUGUUUAAUUUGAUGGUUAAAUGUAGUUUCAUACAGACUAUGUUUUUAUUUGUGUAGUCGCUCUUCGGCAGACAGGCUAUAGAGGAAACAACGUGCUUUGAAUACAGAGCAGACUUUCUCUCAUACCGCCCGGGCUCGAGCCAAUGCCAUAAAACAGAGAAAUACUACCAUAUAUACUAACGAAGCGCAUUAUACUUUAAUUUUCAUUAAAGGACUCGUCUAUCUUUUGGGGACAUCAGCCUGCGGGCAAUUCGAGAAGACGAAGAGCGUCUACCUUUUGCGGAAGAGGGGAAAUAACGUAAAACAAGUACAUCAGGAGCGCAGCAGAUACAGUAUAUCUCGCAUUGAGAUGCUUAAGUGAUUUUUACCAGACUCAUGGCUUCGCUUUAUCAGAGAUUCUCGGGAAAGAUUAACACCAACAAAUCUUUUCCUCAUCCACCUGAAGCCAGCCAUCUCUUGGGUGGACAGGUCCCUGAGGAUGGGAAUAAGGCUGGGAAGAGUCCCUCAUCCCGACCUCCUGCCCAGUACCGCAAGAAAACCGCCUGCGAGGAAGAAGACGAGCUGGUUGGCAGCAGUCCUCCACAGAGAAACUGGAAAGGAAUUGCCAUAGCACUGCUGGUUAUUCUGGUCAUCUGCUCUCUGAUCGUCACAUCUGUUAUCCUGCUGACACCAAAUGAGGAUGACAGUCUGGCCUCUAAGAAGAAAGUCACUAUUGAGGACAUCUUCAAUGGACGGCUUCGAGCACACGAUCCUGAGGCUACAUGGCUUACUGAUUCUGAACUGCUGUACCGUACACGUGAGGGUGAUGUGGUCAAACUAAAUGUGCUGACCAACACUACAGAGGUUCUGGUGAAGAACAAGAUGUUUGAGAGUUUUCGCAACCAGGGGUCCUACAAGCCAACCAAAUACCAAAUCUCUCCUGAUCGAAAAUAUGUGCUGUUGGCCUACAACAUUGUCCCGGUUUAUCAAUAUUCCUUCAUGGCCUCUUACAUCAUCUGCAGCCUCGAAACUCCGGAAAAACUGGAAUUGACCCCUAAUGAAGUACAGAACACUGCACUCCAGUAUGCUGGAUGGGGCCCAAAAGGACAACAACUGAUUUUCAUCUUUGAGAAUAACAUCUACUACAAAGCACGAGUGAACAGUCCAUCAAUCCGCCUGGUUUCCACAGGCAGUCAAGGGGUCAUAUUUAAUGGACUCGCCGACUGGCUCUAUGAAGAGGAGAUCUUUCAGAAUCAUAUCGCCCACUGGUGGUCACCCGACGGUCUCAGAUUGGCAUAUGCCACCAUCAACGAUACUCUGGUACCCAAGAUGGAGCUACCCAUGUUCACAGGAGCACCGUAUCCUACAGGACAAGAGUAUCGCUAUCCCAAAGCUGGAGAGGAAAACCCUGGUAUCUAUUUAUCAGUGGUGAGUUUGAACGGUCCAUUACACACAGUGAGGAUGAGAAAACCAGAAGACCCCAGAAUCAGGAAAGAGUACUACAUCACCAUGGUAAAAUGGGCAACCAGCACUAAGCUUGCAGUAAACUGGCUGAACCGUGCACAAAACAACUCCAUCCUGACCUUGUGUGAAGCCACCACAGGCAUCUGCACCAAGAAACAUGAAGAUGAGAGUGAAAGCUGGCUCCACAGACAGAACGAACCUCCGUUGUUCUCCAGAGAUGGGUUCAAGUUUUUCUUCACCCGAGCCGUUCCACAGGGAGGUCGGGGAAAGUUUUUCCACAUAUCAAUGUCCACAUCGCAGCCCAACAGCAGCACAGACACAUUGCAGUCUCUGACAUCAGGAGAUUGGGAUGUGACGCAGAUAUUGGCAUACAAUGAAAAUACCAAACUUGUAUACUUUCUGAGUACAGAAGAUGAUGCGAAACGGCGUCAUCUCUACAGUGCAAACACUACAGGCUCCUUCAACAGACGCUGUUUGUCCUGCGAGUACAGCUGCGGAUACGUCACUGGAGCUUUCAGUCCUGAUGCAAACUACUUCCUGCUCAACUGUAAAGGCCCUGGUGUACCACACACAGCAGUGUACAGCACAAGAGAUGGACACUAUCAAAAACUGUUGGAUGUGGAGGCCAAUAAUGUGUUGAACAUCACAGUGAACAACACGCAGAUGCCCAAAGUAGAGUACAGAAAAAUCAGUGUAGAUGACUACUGUCUAAACAUCCAGAUUCUGAGACCAGCUGGGUUUAUAGAAACGGCUCAUUACCCAUUACUGCUGCUGGUGGAUGGCACCCCUGGUGGACAGGUAGUGACGGAGCAGUUUGAGGUGGACUGGACCACGGUACUGGUCAGCUCCUUCAACACUAUAGUCAUGCGUCUGGACGGCCGCGGCAGUGGUUUCCAGGGGACAAACCUCCUUCAUCAGGUUAAGAAGAAAUUGGGGGAGUUUGAAGAGAGAGACCAGCUAGAAGCUCUUAGAAGUAUAUCAACACUGCCAUACAUUGACAAAUCCAGAAUUGGAGUUUAUGGAAAGGCGUAUGGUGGAUAUUUGGCCAGCCGACUUUUACGUUCAGAUGAACCUCUAAACGUGUUUAAAUUCAAAAUCAAGUGUGGCACAGCCGUCUCACCCAUUACAGAUUUUAGCUUAUACGCUUCUGCAUUUUCUGAAAGAUACUUAGGAUCACCACAGUUUAAUAAGCGAGAAUAUGAGAUGGCACGUUUAGCAGACCACAUAGAGCAACUAAAGGACAAGAAACUCAUGAUAAUUCACCCAACAGCUGAUGAGAAAGUCCAUUUUCAGCACACAGCGAAAUUUAUCACCCAUAUGAUAAAUGAAAAGGCUAACUAUACAUUACAGAUCUACCCAGAUGAAGGUCACUUUAUUCACUCUAAAGAUUCGCAGCAACAUCUGAGUCAGACACUGGUCAACUUUUUUGUGGAAUGUUUCAGACCACCGGAGAUAAUAACCGAGGACAAACCGGAGCAGGACAAUGAAGAUGAUGGUUAAACUGGUUUUGCUAUCCCUGAAAAAACAGCUUACAGCCCAAUAUGCAAACUCUUCCCGCCAUUACAACCUCUUUCAUUCCCCUGUUAGUUUUGAUGGGUUCUCCUGAGCCUCUGCAUGAACCACGCCCCUCAGCUCUGAUUGGCUCAAUAGCUUCAAGAAAGAGUUUGAAUGACUUUGUGGUUAAAGAACCCAUGGAGAACCAGGUCAUAUUCAUCAGUAAUGCACAAGCGGUGCACGAAGACUGGAUUCGCUCGCCCUCCCUUUGCUUGUGUUAUUUGUGUUCAUGUAUUGCUGAUGGGAAGCUUUAAGAGUUGAGCACAAUAUACAGACGAGUCAUUUGCAGGAAAAGCUGCAAGUUACUCGAUACUCUUCUUUUACCUUGUGUAUCCUUCUGAUGUUCAUGGUUAUUACACAAACUCUUUUAAUUGGAUAUACGUCAAUGUUACUCAUUUGUUUCUCGCUUCGAUGUCAGACUUGGGACAGAUUUUUGUCUGAAUUGUUUAUAAAUCCAUUCUUAGAUCCAUUUGUUAAUCGUUGUGUGGUAUUAAACGUGCCAAUUUACACAAAAACGGAUUUAUAUCAUUUAAAAAUGUACUCAUUUUAAGCAGAAUGAAUUUGUGUAAAUAAAUAGUACAACCCAGUGGUUCUCAAACUCUGUAGGGUGUAGGGUGCACCCCUCAUGGGCCCCCAAAGACAAUUAAUGACAUAUAAAACAAUCUCAAGAAUAGUAUUUAAAUUAAACAAAACAUAUUAAAUGAUAUCCGGGUUUUUGCUUGGUUUAAAAUGAGGUGGUGCUGAUGCACGCGCACACACACACACACACACACACACACACACACACACACACACACACGUAUCCUAGCCCAACAACACACAUUACAUGGCGACAUAUUUUUAAUGUUCAGUAAUUAAAUGAUUAAAGAAAAUAACAAUUAUUCACUUUUUUAUUUUAUAAAACAUUAUAUUAAUUAAAAACAACAUGGCAGCAGAGUUCAUUUACAGUGAAUUAAGCAGGGGCCGGUUACCGGUUUCAAGGUAUACCGAGGUUUUAAAGAGUCACGGUUUCAAAACCACUAAAAUUGUAUGUGAUACCGUUUCAAGGUAUAAGCUGUGUUUACACAAAAAAUAAAUAAUAAUUAAGCCAUGUAAUUGAUUUGAUGUUUACAUUUAAUAUUAUUAAUAUUAAUACAUUCUAAUUUGAUAAUUUUUAUAAUUUGUUGAAAGAAUAUAUUAUAACUUAAGGCCUUAUUUUUAACUGGCAUACAUUCUGUAUGUUGUUUAAAAAUAAAAUGUAUUUUGUCCAGUUGAAAAGUUGUUGUUUGUAUGCAGACAUUUGAAAAUAACACAUUUUAGUGUUGCAAUGGCAAUACUGAAACACCGUGAAACCGUGGUAUUUUUGCUUAAGGUUAUCAUACUGCCAAAAUCUCAUACCGACCCAUGCCUACAGUGAACAAACAGCAUAGUUGUUAAAAAUUAAAUUAAAUAUAAUUUUGCAGUCUGACAGCUGAUGUGCACAGUCAUAAACAUCAUCUGUCACUUUUCUCUGUCAUCCUUUCAUCCACUCUUGACAAAGAAAACGAUUUGUCCUACCUUCAUUGCUCAAUAUAAUAAACAAGAUCCUAAUCCUUUCCGGUCAAAACGACUGAUUUCUACUAACCUACGUUUAAUUUCACUUAAUUAAUCAUUUCAAUUUGUCAAUAAUUUGCAUUAUUUGUGCUACGUGUUUAAAUACUAAAAAAUCUUAAAUGCAGAGAAAUGCAAAGCUUGUUUACAUCCUCUGUUAUGCUUUUCACUCACUGAUUCACUGAGCUUUAUUUAAUUCGCUUGUUAACUCUUCAUUAAAACGAAGCGGUUCAAAAGAGUCACUCAUUUACGAGUCAUUGUGGACUAACUGAACAAUUUUAUGCAUGAAAAAUUACUGCAUCAGCUUGUGUUUCUAAUAAUUCACCUGCACAAUAUCGACGAAUAUUUUUUAAAUAAGGAAUAUACAUAAAUUCAGGAAAAUAGAAGACAAGUUACAGACAGAAUUUAACUUGCAGACAAUUGAGUAAUAAUAUCGACGAAUAUAGCUAAUACAGCUCCUAAUAUGUCAGCGCCUCACUCUGCUGACAACAGAACAGCGCCCCACAGUGGCGUAAAGCCGCAACUGCACUUGCACAUGAUAAUCCACUGAGCGCAAGGAUUGUUCGUGUUUUCCAUGAGGAAAGAUGACAGAGAAACCUGUCAACAGCUAAAAUCUUUAUACAAAAAAACCCCUGGAUACGAUGUACACAGAAUUUAUGAUAAAAUAAUGUAUUUAUUAAACGCCCCGGCAUCUCUCGCCCCCAGUUUGAGAACCACUGGUAUAACCAUCAGCUGCAUUCACGAAACACGAGCAGAAAACUUUGUGUAAAUUGUAUAAAACCAUCUUAAGCUCAAUUGUUGCUUUAAAGGCAAGGUAUCCUUAAAAUGCUUAUUUUAGCCAACUAGCAUAGAAAUUACGAUCCAUUUAUUUAAAUCGUCUCCUCCACAGGAACACGCACAGACCGGUGUAGCAGCCGAUUCUGUUCCCCUUUGGAAUUCCUGUUCCCCCUCGAAAAAGUGUUUCUCCUGACGGCGCAUGGGCAAGCGCGUAAGCACAGCUGGGUGUACGGAAAGCGAGAAAGCCCAAAAAGUCUUUGCGCUUUAUUUAAAUGUCUUUCUACAGUAGCGCACAAAAAUAUUCUCACAAUCCAUUGUAUAUUAUGUGCAUAACAGUUUUUUAAUUGGGUUAUUUACUCUAUUUGUUGAAAAAUGGUGAUGUCCUUUUUAUUUAUUAUAUGUGCAUAUGGUCACUGAAAGCAGGUGUUUGUGUUAGUUUGUUUUAGUUUUGGUUUAUGUAUUUUUAUAUAUAUAAGGGUCAUUAGUAGUGGGUCGUGGCCUUCUAUUUGACUGUACGUGUGCUUUUUCUUACAUAUUAUUUAUUUUAAUGUAUAAAAUGUGUUUACACCAUAUUUUGUUUUGCUACUUUAAAUUGUACUGCUUACAUGAACGGUUUUGUAA